Fukomys damarensis (Damara mole-rat) is the source of this 1185-nucleotide messenger RNA. It is a transcript of the gene Rnf148, whose product is annotated as ring finger protein 148. Lineage: Eukaryota; Metazoa; Chordata; Mammalia; Rodentia; Bathyergidae. The record is from RefSeq and is a predicted model, not a curated record. The coding region runs from base 169 to 1077 and encodes 302 amino acids. The transcript has a single exon.
CAGAAAUGCCAGGAGGAGCAGGAUAUCUUUGAUCCACACAGACCUUUUCCAUUUAUGUGCUUCAGCAAUCUACUGCCAACAACUGAAGCUAUCUAGCUUCUUUACUUUCUUUUUACAACUGAUGUCCUUUUGGUUUACAUUUCUGUCCAUUUCUAGGCAGAUGGAACAAUGAACACAUUUAGACUUAAUCCUUCAACUUCUAGUUCUGUUUCAUUUCAGCUCUUGAGGCUUAGCAUCUUCCUGCUACUCAGCCUUCCUGGCUCCAAAGGAAAAGCAAUCUGUACAGCUCAUCUGAACAUAACCUUCCAGGUGGGAAAUCGGAUUAUAUCAGAACUAGGAGAAAGUGGAGUGUUCGGGAAUCAUUCUCCUCUGGAACGAGUAUCUGGUGCCUUAGUACUUCCUGACGGUUGGAAUCAGAAUGCUUGUAAUCCUUUGACCAAUUUCAGCAGACCUGAACAUGCAGACUCUUGGCUGGCUCUCAUUGAAAGAGGAGGCUGUACUUUUACACAUAAAAUCAAUGUGGCAGCAGAAAAGGGAGCAAAUGGGGUGAUCAUUUAUAACUAUCCAGGUACUGGCAACAAAGUGUUUCCUAUGUCUCACCAGGGAACAGAAAACAUAGUGGCAGUGAUGAUAGGCAACCUAAAAGGCGUGGAACUAUUGCACUUGAUUCAGAAAGGAGUUUAUGUGACCAUCAUCAUUGAAGUUGGGAGAAUACACAUGCCUUGGCUGAGCCAGUAUGUCAUGUUUUUGUUUACCUUCCUAUCAGCGGCAGUUGCAUACAUCUUAUACUGUGCCUGCAGAUCCGGCAUGCACAAUUCUUCCACCAGGAGAGGAAGACGGGUGAAGGCUGAUGUAAAGAAAGCUAUUGGUCAGCUUCAGCUUCGAGUGCUCAAAGAAGAGGAUAAAGAGCUAGAUCCAGAUGAGGACAAUUGUGUUGUUUGUUUGGACACAUACAAACCACAAGAUGUAAUACGCAUUUUAACUUGCAAACAUUUUUUUCAUAAGACAUGCAUUGACCCUUGGCUUUUAGCUCAUAGGACAUGCCCCAUGUGCAAAUGUGACAUUCUGAAAAUUUAAGCGCAGAAAACCUGAAAAUGUAGCCAAGUCUUUCCAAGGACGGAGAGUAGAUUAAUUCUCUUACUUCACUUUAUAUGGACAGAAAGUGUCCUAUCGGCUUCUUUACCC